Asparagus officinalis (garden asparagus) is the source of this 2084-nucleotide messenger RNA. Its product is annotated as H/ACA ribonucleoprotein complex non-core subunit NAF1-like. NCBI's taxonomy places the organism in Eukaryota, Viridiplantae, Streptophyta, Magnoliopsida, Asparagales, Asparagaceae. Gene Ontology annotation, biological process: box H/ACA snoRNP assembly; ribosome biogenesis; pseudouridine synthesis. Gene Ontology annotation, molecular function: RNA binding. The record is from RefSeq and is a predicted model, not a curated record. Gene Ontology annotation, cellular component: sno(s)RNA-containing ribonucleoprotein complex.
AAGGAUUAUAAGUGGAUGUGUUCUUAUGCAGGCCUUUUCAGUCCUAUGUGUAAUUCCCUCGACACCAUGCUCAAAGAUCACAUCUUGGAGCCAUCUAUCGACGUCAAGAUGGAGAAAGUGAGCUUGGUAGAAGUUAAUAAUGAUGGAGUUAGUGAGGAGAUUUGUCCAACUACUGAUCCAAUCAAGGUUGCAACUGAUUGUGAUUUGAAGGAAGAAAGCAGUGAGGGGGAGGGAGGGGAGGGGGAUUCUUCGAGUGAUGGCUCUUCUUCUUCUUCUUCUUCGAGUAGUGAUGAUGAAUCUUCGAGUAGUGAUGAGGAAGGUGAUGUGGGCAAGGGGGUAACAGCAGUUGAAGUUGAAGAGGGCGAGAUAAAGGUUGAUGAAGUGAUAUUAGGCAGCGAUGGGGAAGAGGAUGUUCCAAGAGGACCCAUCAAAUCAAAACAUGAAAUUGAGGAUCUCCCUCCAGUUCCUCCACUUGAAGUAUCUCUGGAACCACACCAUCAGACUCUGCCAGUUGGAUUUGUGUCGUCUGUAACAUCAGUCAUUGUGGAGGGAUCGGAGAAGCACAGCCCUCUCAAUGAGGGAUCCAUUCUUUGGAUUACUGAAACCAGGUUGCCGCUAGGAAGAAUUGAUGAAAUAUUUGGACCUGUGAAAAACCCCUUCUAUAUUGUCAGGUACAACUCUGAUGAUGAAGUUCCUCAAGGAAUCAGCACAGGUGUUGCCAUCUCUUUUGUUGUGGAUUUUGCCAAUCAUAUUCUAAGAAAAUACCUCUAUGAGAAAGGGUAUGAUGCAUCAGGUAUUGAUGACGAUGAGGCCGCUGACGAAGUGGAAUUCUCUGAUGAUGAAAAGGAAGCUGAGUACAAUAGAUCUCUCCGUCAAAGUAAGCGGGAUGCAAACUAUGGGAAACAGGAGACUGGGUUUUGCAAGAAAGCUAAUUAUAAGGGUUCCAGGUUUCAGAGGGGCCAGCAUCUCCAACCUCCUCAAUCACUGCCAGUGGCAAGAAUGAACCAGCAACUGGCUGGCCAAGAAGGACAGGUUCAUGUAUCCCUUAAUAGUGAGGGAUACAACAAUUGCAAUUAUGAUCAUAGGGCUGCAGGUAACAUUCUUCAUACACCUCAGCAGUUGAAUACACAAGGAUUUCUACUUCAGCCCCAAUCUAUAGGGUUUCCUGCUCAAGCCCAGCCACCCAUCGGCGUGCAAGGAGGAUUUCCUCAGCCCCAUUCUGAACAGUUUCCUGCUAAAGCCCAGCCAUCCAUGGGCAUACAAGGAGGAUUUCCUCAGCCGCAGCUUGUAGCAAUACAAGGAGGACUUCCAAUGAACUUGUUACCAUCUCAGCAGUUUGGAGAUCAAACUUAUAAUCUCCAAAACCAGAAUCAAGUUUUUAACAAUUUCGCUAAUGGAAUAAUGUCAUAUCAGCACUUGCAGCAGCAGCAGCAGCUUGUUUCUAGAGCUGGAGCGCUCCCUGGUAACUUUCAGUGGUUUGGUGGAUUGUCAUCUUCGUUGGCUCUUGCUGGGAUCACGGGACAAGCUGGAUUUAGUCAUGUGCCAUUUGGUUAUGGUAAUCUGAACCCUUCUCAGGAGCAGAGCCAUGGGCUGCCUCCACUUGCUUUUAACCAACAAGCUGAUAUCAGGUGUGUUUCACUGCAGUUUAACCAGGGGAGGUCCUCCGCCUCCUCUAGGGGAAGGGGAAGGCGAGCUUAUCCAAGAGGUGGCCGGCAGUCCUUUGCGCACCAAGGUGGCAAUCAACAUAAUGGGUAGAUAAAUAUGCCCAAAACAAAUCAUUUCUGUUUCCAAGUUUAUGCCAUCUGUGGGCUUUGGUGUUUAAAGUAAUCGAUCAUAUUUACGUGGUGUUUAAAUUGACUAUUAGAUGUAUUAUCCAGUGACUUAUACCGUGUUGUUACUUUCCAUCUGUCUUGUAAUAGCAGUGAAAUUUUGGAACACUGCAGCGCACCGCCUGUCAAGUGAUGAUCUCUUUACAAGUAUAUUAUUUGAAAAAAGUAAUCGAUCAUAUUUUGGAACACUGCAGUGCACCGCAUGUCGAGAGAUGUUCAAAGUAAUCGAUCAUAUUUAUGUGGUGUUUAAAUUGA